This is a messenger RNA of Prorocentrum cordatum, 630 nucleotides long. The record is from the annotation of a GenBank genome assembly. Lineage: Eukaryota; Dinophyceae; Prorocentrales; Prorocentraceae.
AUGAGCUCCGCCGGGGCCCGGGUAGUGGUGGGAGCCCAUGGAGACGACGACCAGGGUUCCAACUCCGGCUCCGUCUACGUGUUCGACGGGGCCACCGGCUCGCAGCUGCUCAAACUGGGGGACGAGAAUGGGGCCGCCUCCCGCAGAUUUGGCUGGUCCUUGGCCGUGGGCUCCGACGGGGCCGGGGUGGUGGUGGGGACCAACGUGGGCUCAGGGAGCACGUACGUCUUCCGCAUCGGGACCAUGGUGACAAUCGACGUUAACUUGAGCACCGCGAGUACAACUGAGACGACCACCACCAACAUAGCAUCAGUCGACACCGACUCGAGAACCACGACCAGCGCCCAGGCGACCACAACGGACGCGGUGGCCACUGCCACGACCAGAGUGGCGACUUCCGACGCCAACACGAGCACCACGGCCACCACCGAGACAACCACCACCGCAGGUGCCACUUCCACUGGAUACGGUGAGGCGCUGGAGACAACCACCGACCUGGCGCAGGAGACGACCAUGGCCGAUGGGGUCGUUCAGGCUCUGCCGCUGACGAACUCGUGGACACCCGAGUUCGCCCAGCUGUCGCGGACCGCGCCUGCCGUUGCGGUCGCCGCGGCGCUCCUUUCUCUCUAG